CCAGCUGCGGGCUGGCAGCUCGGAGGUGGACUGGUGCGAGGACAACUACACCAUCGUGCCUGCCAUCGCCGAGUUCUACAACACGUUUCCAGUCUCAGUCGCUGCCCCAAUGACAACUUCUCCAGGCCUGUGGGGACUAUCUCCAGUGAUUAAGCGUGGGGAAUGAGAGGGAAGUUUGGGAGUGAAGAUGUGUGCGUGUCUUGUGGGCUUGCCUAGGUCCCUAGUACUGAUCAGCAACGUCUUAUUUUUCGUCUUACCGCCCAUCUGCAUGUGCUUGUUUCGUCAGUAUGCGACAUGCUUCAACAGCGGUAUCUACUUGAUAUGGACUCUCUUAGUUGUGGUGGGAAUUGGAUCCGUCUACUUCCAUGCAACCCUAAGUUUCUUGGGUCAGAUGCUUGAUGAACUUGCCAUCCUUUGGGUUCUGAUGUGUGCUCUGGCCAUGUGGUUCCCCAGAAGGUAUCUACCAAAGAUCUUUCGGAAUGACAGGGGCAGAUUCAAGGCAGUGGUCUGUGUCCUGUCUGCGGUUACAACAUGCCUGGCGUUCGUCAAGCCUGCCAUCAACAACAUCUCUCUGAUGACCCUGGGGGUUCCUUGCACUGUGCUGCUGGUUGCGGAGCUCAGGAGGUGUGACAACGUGCGUGUAUUUAAGCUGGGCCUCUUCUCCGGCCUCUGGUGGACCCUCGCGCUCUUCUGCUGGGUCAGUGACCGAGCCUUCUGUGAGCUGCUGUCGUCUUUCCACUUCCCCUACCUGCACUGCGUGUGGCACAUCCUCAUCUGCCUCGCUGCCUACCUGGGCUGUGUAUGCUUUGCCUACUUUGACGCAGCCUCUGAGAUCCCUGAGCAGGGCCCCGUCAUCAAGUUCUGGCCCAGCGAGAAAUGGGCCUUCAUCGGCGUGCCUUACGUGUCCCUCCUGUGUGCCAGCAAGAAAUCACCAGUCAAGAUCACGUGAUGGCCAUGGCCGUGGCUUCUCUGCUUCUUUUCCCUCAUGCACGGGCUCCAUUUGCUAGCCAAGACAGCUGGGGGUUUGCAGAGUCAGGUGUAGGGCGCAUCUUUUAAAAGUUCUGGUCCCUUGGGCUCAACUAAGCUGUCUGUGGCCGACCAGGACUCUACCAUGCACGGGGAGAGUCUUUUCCUUUCUCAGAGAUGGAAAGUGAAGGGCUGAGGGGCACCCGGUAGAUCUUCCGAGUCUCCCUUCCAGAUGGAGCCGCUUGUUGGGCUAUAUCCUUCCGGCACUGGCAGAGCAGGCCCUCGGGGAGCCUGUUUCCCAGCGGGAGAUUACUCCAGACUCGACCAUUCCUGUGUGCUCUCGGAGUGGACUCUCCAGCUGACCAACAGACCCUGCAACAGACUCAGGCCUCUGACUAACUGAUAGAAGAUCCAGGGAUUUUCCUUUGAGAAAACUGUCCUAAAACUAGACCAAGCCCAUGAAAUCCACACAGGAGCCAGUGGCUAAGGAGAAAUCCAUUUAGAGCCCUCCAUAGUCAGGUUUUACAUGCGCUUGUCAAUCUUUUCUCUACUACCUCUGCUGAGAGAUGGGGAUUGGACUUCAGAGGAGGGUGAAGCGGAUGAGAAAAGCCCUCUGUGUCAAAAGCCACACUCCGCUUGAAGCCAUCCUUGAAGAUGAGCCCAAGUUUCAAAUAUGGACAUUGUCAGCCUCCUCCCCAAACCAGCGGACAUACACACACACGCUGGCUAUGGGGUAAGCAGGCUGCACACAGACCACUGGUCCUUUGUGCUGAGCUAAGGUCAGGCCCCGUGACAGUCACAGUGGGAGUCCUGCCUGGUUCAACACCUGGAGCCGACACGGAGUUCUGGAAACUUGUGCCGAUUGGAAGCCCCCUGGAUGCUCUUCCAUUCGGGAAGCUAUCCUCAGAAGUGUCUCCUCUUCUUUCUCCAAGAUCUCCUGCGGGAACUGUACUCCAUCCUCUCCCAGUACAAGGUGCUUCCUGUGGUUUCUCCGGACAUGUGGCUGCUGCUUCUCUCCUGGUCCUUCGGGGCGCCGGUGCGGCCGGCAGUGCUGACCUCCUCGGGUUUUCCUCACCCGGAGGGACACUAGCUGAGCUGAAUGAAGACUCCAGAAACGGUCAUCGAGGUGUGAGGGGGCACCCCUGACCUCAGGGAUACUCACUUUAACUCCCACAUUUCCUGCUUUGCAACAUUCCAUCGUGAAAGAGGGCAGGACAGACAUGUUCUCGUGUGGACAGAAGGAUCUCGUGUGGACAGAAGGAUCUAAUAAGAGUUAGGACCAGCCUGUGGCAGGUCUGCGAACUUUGGCUCCAAUUAGAAUUUGCACAGGAUCUAAGGUGAAAACUCCAAUAAGGAACUGAAUUGAGAGACUAAAAAUGAAGGACUUUGUUCUGCUUCUGUGGUUUAAGUUACUUUUAGCAGCAGUACCCUAUUUGCCAUAAAACUCACCAUGGAACCCAAAUAUGGAAUAGAGGUUGUAUUCUAGUAGUUUCAGUUUAAGGCUAAACUCCAUUUCCCUAGUACCAUGCAUUGAAAAAUGCAACUUAAAUUGGUGGUUUUCAUGGUAAAAAAAAAUUUGUCUUGAAUGAGUGUACCUGUUUAUUAUUGCUUAAAAAUAUACUUUAAAAAUGGUUUUUAA
This is a messenger RNA of Suricata suricatta (meerkat), 2605 nucleotides long. RefSeq names its product alkaline ceramidase 2 (gene ACER2). Gene Ontology annotation, biological process: ceramide metabolic process. NCBI's taxonomy places the organism in Eukaryota, Metazoa, Chordata, Mammalia, Carnivora, Herpestidae. The transcript is spliced from 7 exons. Gene Ontology annotation, molecular function: hydrolase activity, acting on carbon-nitrogen (but not peptide) bonds, in linear amides. Gene Ontology annotation, cellular component: membrane. The coding region runs from base 188 to 949 and encodes 253 amino acids. The record is from RefSeq and is a predicted model, not a curated record.